AUGGCCGACAUCGAGCCUACUAUAGUCGCCAUCUUCGGUCCGGCGCCGGCUGGAACCGAUCUGAACGAGAAUCCAAUUGCCGGCAACGAUUUCGCCGUGGCAGUCUUGCUCGGAAUAGCGACCGUGGCCGUCGUGCUGAGACUAGUGUGCCGACACUUUACGAGCAGCCCCUUGAAAGCCGACGACAGCGUGAUAAUAGCGGCAUUGAUCUUGACGUAUGCCACCGGCGGCAUGUCGUUCGCAGCUGGACACUAUGGUGCAGGGAGGCAUGUCUGGUCUGUCAGGGCAGUUGAUGUCGCCAUGGCAGCCAAGCUUCUCUAUGCCUAUAGUUUCGUUUUCGCGGCCGCUAUCACCCUGACGAAAACUUCCAUCCUGCUACUCUACACGCGCAUCUUUGAAGUCUCCGACCCGAGGUUCCAGUUCCUGCUCUGGACGGCCGCUUUCUUUGUUGCAGCAUAUCCUCUAACGUUUGUUAUUGCCAUGGCAAACUGCUGCAAGCCAGUCUCGUUCUACUGGGCACAGUUUUCUGGAAACACCGACGGAUACUGCCCACUGAACACAGGACUAUUCUUUGUGAUCAUGGCUAUCAUCAACCUUUUCAUAGACUUCUUUAUACUGAUCUUGCCUAUACCGUCAAUCUUGAGGCUUCAGAUGUCUACGCGCAAGAAGGCCGGUGUCUGCGGCAUCAUGCUCCUCGGAGGAUUUGUCUGCUGCGCAAGCGUCGUACGAAUCUACUAUCUAAACGUGUUCUCUUCCGCCAUAGACGCCACGUGGUACAUGGGUCCUGUAUGCGUCUGGUCCGCCGUCGAGCCAUCCAUCGGCAUUCUCUCAGCCUGUCUGCCCAACAUGCGCCCGCUCUUUGUCUUCGUCCGCAACAAGGUAUCAUCAUCGAAUCGCAGCGAGGGCCAGUCGCGCCCAGCGUCAGCACCAGGUUUAGUUACUUGGGGAGGGAGUGGCGGUCCGGGUUCGAAGGGCGCCAAGGCAAGCCGCCGCCGGAGGGACGAGGACGAGCUUCGCCUGACGAAGAAUAACUACAGCAUGACCAAUAUUGUCACGGCAGGUGGACCAACGGUGCAGGCGGAGCUGAAGCCCGGGAACGGAACCAACGUGAGGCUGGCACUCGACACGUUGACUCUUCUGGACCGGGAGGACUGCGCGCAAUGGGCUGGGGAGCUCACCAGGGGAACAAUCGAACUCGAGGCCAUGGGAAGGCCGACGCCGUCAGUGCACUAUAAGGAUAAAGCCCAGCUGUUGUCUGGGGAAGAGGACGAAGACGCGCCCGAUCCGCAGCCCGUCGGGGACUGCCUCCAGUACCUUCAGCACAUCUUCCUCGGCGCGAGCCUCAGCCUCUUCUAUCCUGGUUUCAUGAUCCCUGUGGCCGGUCGCGUGUCCUGGUCUUCGCUGUUCAGCGGCGGUAUACUGACGUAUGGACAUGCCGACUACGCGAGCAUCUCCGAUGGAAUCUACGAGAGGAACGGCACCUAUGGGGGCCCAGUCGCCAAGCUCGUGCUUCGAAUCCACGUCCCGAACGAGCUCCACUCUCUCUCCUGGGAGACUCGGGAUUCCGGUAUCACUGAUAACAGGUUCUCCAGGGUGACCCUGAGCGGGAGCUUCGAUGCUCUCCGCGGGCCACCGUUGCCGGCCAUUGAGCAACCCGUGCCUUUCAGCCGGGCAAUGUGCUCGAGCCCCGCCGCGGUGGACGAGUAUCGCUCGUCGGACAAGGAGAGCGGUCCCGGGACGCCGGCCGAAUCUGGGCGCACAGAAGCCUUGGGCCCGCGGUGGAACGACUACUCAUUCCGCGAGUCGGAUUUGUACUAUGGAGGUCGCACUCGGGGAGGAGGGAGUAAAGGGAGCGAUGACACCGCCGUUGAAAACACUCCGUCUUCACGGCAAGCAUCUCGCAAGACACUCCGGCGGUACAUGGAGAGGGAACAUAGUGCGUUGCCGCCUCCGGAGCGGUCCGGGUCAUCUUCACUGGCCCUCCCGGAUCGCGUCAUCCGGCUCCCCGUCAGCCUCGGCGAGGAGUCAUCGGGCGAAGCGGGUCCAAGCGGAUAUGAUCUGCACCGCUCCGAGCCGUCAGGCCACAAAUUGCCGUCGCCUCGGCCGCAUUCAGACUUCCAGUGUACAUUGCCAGCCCAAGCAAAACCGGCCACGAUGACUCUCCCAUUCCCCAUCCCGCCGGGCCUCCUCCACGCGGACUUCACCAUGUCCCGCACCACCGAGGCCGACGCGGAGCGCAUCGCCGAGAUCUACUACGCCGCCUUCCAGACCGACCGGGGCAACACGUACUGGUGGUCCGCCGACACGCCCGCCAUGAUGGAGUGGAUGGUCCGCCGCAUCCGCCGCAAGAUGCGCGACCGCUCCGUGCGCCACUUCAAGGUCGUCGACGCCCGGACGGGCGACAUGGUCGCCUUUGCGCGCUGGGACGUGCCGCAGGGGUCGGGUGCGUUUGGCGAGUGGGUGGGCGGCGACGAUAGGAACGGUAGUAGGGAGGUAGGCGUCUCGGGGCUGGUAGAGGGCGAGGGAGAGGGCGAGGCCAACGGCGAGGCGCCCGGGCCCCUGACCGGUGGCGUCGACGCGCCGCACUCGUCAUCCUCCGCCGCUCUGGACAUCCCCAGGGGCGCCGACCCGGAGCUCUGCCGCGGCUUCUUCGACGGGCUGAGCCAGAUGUCUUCCAAGUGGAUGGGCCAGGACAUGUUGGGCCUCUCGCUGAUUUCAACGUCAACAAAGCAUUUCAAGAGGGGCGCCGCCAAGGCUCUGAUAGUCCCUAUGCUGAACAUUGCCGACGCGGAGGGGAUCAAAACCUAUCUCGAAGCCACACCCGCCGGCAAGCCCAUUUACGAGAAGCUGGGCUUCCGAGAGGUCGACGCCCUUGAGUUCAACCUGGACGAGCUGACCAAGGACCGCCAUGGCGUCUACAAGCUCUGUAUUAUGAUCCGAGAGCCGGCGAGGCAAUAG
Messenger RNA from Diaporthe citri, 2958 nucleotides. RefSeq lists its product as uncharacterized. NCBI's taxonomy places the organism in Eukaryota, Fungi, Ascomycota, Sordariomycetes, Diaporthales, Diaporthaceae. Bases 1 to 2958 code for a protein of 985 amino acids. The record is from RefSeq and is a predicted model, not a curated record. The transcript has 9 exons.